Molecule: messenger RNA, 1098 nt
Organism: Aspergillus niger
Lineage: Eukaryota; Fungi; Ascomycota; Eurotiomycetes; Eurotiales; Aspergillaceae
Exons: 3
Coding region: 1-1098 (365 amino acids)
Source: RefSeq, a predicted model, not a curated record
AUGUCCGCAUCACACCCCAGCCCCGUCAAAGACGGUAGGCGAGUCCUCGGCGAGAAGCACGCCAACGCGUGCCUGUCACCCGCCCACCAUCGGCACGUUUCUGUCUCGCCCCUCAAACAACGCCCUCUCCUUGAGACCUCCUCCUCUCCUAAGAAGCUCCUUCCUUCGCCUCUCUUUGCUGGCCAGAAACGCUCUAUCGAUCAGGUGGAUAGCACCAGCGAACCCCAGAUCAGCCAUGCCAGCGCGCAGCCCCAGUCGCGGCCAGAAGCAUCUCCGAACGUGCAGCAUGACGUUCAGCAGGACCCUCAGCCACACGCGACGCCUGAGACACCCACACAGCUUCUAGAAUCACAACAACACCAACCACAAGAAGAUACCCACCCCGACCAAACAUCAACAACGACGUCAACGCCCCUCAUCCCCGAAGAUCCAGCAACCCGCAAGCGCUUCAUUCAAGAAAAAGCAACCCUCCUCCGCACGCGCCUUCAAACAGCUAUGCGUCACAUCCACGACCCCCAACUCGAUCGCCGUCUCUCCGCCCUAGAAGCCCACAGUCGCAAAUACCCUCGUCUAUCUCUCCCCCAAGAACAGCGAAUCAUGACUACGCCGAAUUCCUCUUCUACAUCAUCAUCUUCCUCCCAAAACCAGAACCAGACCACCCCGCGCCCUUACCAACCCACUACACACCUCCCGCUGCAUGAAACCGAGACCCAGAACGCGUCCGGCCUCUCUUCCCCACCCCUAUCAACGGGAACGAUCGCAACACAGAAGGAACCGGAACAAGAAUCACAGACACCCGCACAAAGAGAAGAACGCGAUGAUGACGAUGACCCCAUGAAAACACCCACCCAGAAAUCAACAACACUUCACACCCACACCCACCGCAGAACAAAUACCCUCGGCUCCCCAAUGCAAUUGAGUAGUCCUCCGGCGACGGUAUCGAGGCGUAGAAAUACAGAGACUAGCAGUGGAGAAGAAGAAGAAGGGCCACAAGAGAGACAACGCCGGUUAUCGCAAAAGGGGGAUGCAGUGGAUGGAUUGUUGAAGUUAAUGGGAACGGGAGAGGGUGUUGUUAGUGGAACUGCUGGGGUCGCGUGA